CUUAUAAUUUAUAACGAUGGAUUAUCGUGAAAAAAGAGUAGCUCAUAUGACAACGGUUGCACCAAACAAAUGUUAUGCCAGGUACAAUACCUGUGAUGUGCUUUCUUCUUUGUUUAUUUCACUGUACAAAAUUAUGAUAAACAACAAUAAUGAAAAGGGGAACGACGGCAAUAAUUCGAAUUUUAUUUGUGAUUUUAACAAGUGGAAACAUUAUUACGAGAAUUUGAUAGACUCGAUUACGAAGGAAUUGGAUUUUUAUAAGACUGAGCACACCGUUCUACGAGCAGAAAUCGGUGCCAUUACAUCACAUAAAAUCGAGCCUAGUUCAAAUGAAUGCGAUAAUGAAUUGACAAAAUACAAAAAUGCAUCUGAAGCAGUGGUUAAAAAUCUGAAAUCACAAUUAGAACAACUGAGCCAAGAACAACGCAGUCUAUACACGUUAUGGAAUACAUCGCAAAAGAUUAUAUCGCAUUUGGAGUUGGAAAUAAACGAGAAAAAUAAAAUCAUUAAAGAUCCGACACUUAUUGAAGAGUUGAAACAGCAGCUCAAAAUUUCACAAGAAAAUUUUGCAGCAAAGAAAAGCAAAAUGAAAACUGAGUUGGAAAAAGAGAGGGAAAUUAAAUUGUGUCUAAUAAAGAAUUAUAAAAAUUCCGAGGAAAAGUUCAAAUUAUUGGAACAGAAAUACAGCGUUCUUUUAGCCGAAAAGCCCAGAUAUAUUAAACACAUCACAAUACUCGAACAGCAGUUGCAUUCUCUGAAGUCAUCGAACGUGGAACUUCAAAGUUCUAAAACUGAUUUAGAAAAACGAUUAUCAGAAUCAUUAUGUACAGUCCGAGAUUCCAUUAAAAGAGAACAGGAGGCAUUAGCGAAGGUUCAGGAGCUUCUUAACAUAACCGAUUUAGCUAUUGCCGAGAAGAAUGCUACUCUGUUGCGAGAAAAAGACAUUCGGGAUGACUGUGACCAUUUAACAUCAAGCAUUGCUGAAGUAUUCGAAGAAGCGGCAAAUAAAGUAGAGAAAGAAAGAACGGAAACAGAAAAACGACAUAUGGACAGCGUGAAACAGUUCGAGGAAAUCAUUGCUAGGAUGAAAGUUACACAGACUCAAAUAUCGCAUAACUAUUCAAUCGCUCAACAGAAAAACCAACUACUUGAAUCCAAACUGAAAGAGUCAGAAGAAACAAAUUCGAAAUUAGAUGCGGACCUGCAAGUAGCUUCAUUGCAAAUUGUGGACCUGGAAAUGAAACUCCAAGCAGCAGAGAAAGUAAAUAGAAACGAAAAAGAAGCCAACAAAAUUUUAGAGAAAAGGACACAAGAAUUUCAAGACUUCCUUGACAAAAAGAAGCGGUUAAAUGAGAGGUAUUUGCAUUGCGACGAUGCAGUUUGCAUUUUUUUUUCUAAAUCUGAGAGCACACAUGCAUAUUUAUUAAGCAUUAAAACCUUGGAGAGGCGAAUUU
Bradysia coprophila is the source of this 1454-nucleotide messenger RNA. RefSeq lists its product as uncharacterized. NCBI's taxonomy places the organism in Eukaryota, Metazoa, Arthropoda, Insecta, Diptera, Sciaridae. The record is from RefSeq and is a predicted model, not a curated record.